Messenger RNA from Kazachstania africana CBS 2517, 2886 nucleotides. It is a transcript of the gene VID22, whose product is annotated as Vid22p. Bases 1 to 2886 code for a protein of 961 amino acids. The record is from RefSeq and is a predicted model, not a curated record. Lineage: Eukaryota; Fungi; Ascomycota; Saccharomycetes; Saccharomycetales; Saccharomycetaceae. Gene Ontology annotation, molecular function: DNA binding. The transcript has a single exon.
AUGGAUCAACAGAAUCAAUCUGAUGGUUUAAUAUUACCCCCAAUUCACAAUUCGAAUGAUCAAUUAGAUAACUAUCCUGGUAAAAAAUCAUCUGGUAAUAAUUCUACUAAUACUGGUGUGGCUAUCGAUCCAAUGGCGGAAAUUAUUAACGAUGGUGUCCAUCAAUGGGUACCCAUUCAUUUAUUAAAUAAAAAUAGAUCAAAUUGUUGGACUCAUUUUCUUGGUGUCACUAAGAGGUUGGAAAUGGUUAAAUGUAAACAUUGUGGUACUAUCAUUGAGAGAUCAAAUAAUCCAAAUGAAAAAUCAUCAAAUAAAAAAUUUCAAAGACAUUUGAGAAAACAUAAGAUUGAUCCAAGUGUCAAUUAUUAUGGUACCAAUUUUCCUCAUGGCAGGUCGCCUUCCUCUUCCAAUGAAUUCCAUGAAGAUGACGAUCAGGAUGAUGAAGUAAUGGUCGAAGAUGAAGAUGAAAAUGAUGAUGAAGAAGAGGAGGAGGAGGAAGAGGAGGAAGAGGAACAAAUUCCAGAAGAUGAAAAUACAAAUAAUAAUCAGACUAUUAAAAGUCUAGAAAAUGACUAUGAGGACGAUGAGGGAAUAGAAGAUGAGGAUAUUGAUAAUGAUAAUGGGAAGAAUCAACAAAAUAAAUUAAAAAAUGUAAAUUUGAAACCGUUACAAUCUUUUUCAAGAAGUUAUUAUGGCGGUGACCAUUCCGAUGACGAUGAAAAUCAACUCAAUGGCAUGAACUCAUUGAUUGAUCAUGUGAAAUCUACCACUAGAUUGCCAACAGAUUUGGAAACUAUUAAUAGAGCAAACGAAAGAGAGCUGUCCUUCCCAACCUCGAAAUUAUUAGCAAUAAUUAUCGCCUCAGAAAAUUUAUCUUUAUCAUUUGGUAACAAUUCUGUCAUUCGUAUGUUACUCUCCAAAAAUUCCUUCUACAAUUCAAAUCCAAUAAUAAUUAAAGAAUCUAUACUACUCCUCUCCUACCAAAUUGAUGACAUGAUCAAGAGAACUACGGCAAGAAGUUCAUCAGAUUCACAAUUAAUCAUAGAUUUAAAUUCUUUGUCUCAGAAUAAUAACAAUGAAAGAUCAAAACAAUUGCUUAAUAAAAUAAAAUCACAUUUAUUCGAACUGAAUAACGCUAUGUUCUUUUCCUUAGCAAAUUCAACUUGGAACAAAAAUAUUUCCAUCCUAUCAUUACAAUUUUUUGAUCAAUUUUCAAACUCUGUAAAAUCAAUUCCUCUUACAGUAGAUAAAAUUACCUCAAAUUCUUUAUUAUCCCAAGUAACUGUAAGAUCUCAAUUGUUAAAAACUUACCAAAAUGUCCCAGGUUUACAAAAUUCAAUACUCUCAAUCACUUUACCACAAGAUAAAAUUAAUAAUCUUUUGCAAUUAGAUGAUCAAGAAUUUUUCCCAAAUUUCAAAAAUCCAAAAGAUUUUUACCAUAUUUGUAUGAUCUCAUCUUUGAAAAAUGCCAUAUUACCUUUCUUCGGUCAUUGUGAUACUGAUCCAAUUGAAUCAACAUCAUCCAAAUUCAAUAAUCAAAAUUUACCUUACGAUAAAGAAAAUGAAAUUUUAGAUUCUGUUGUAGAUGUAUCAAAUGUUAAUAUCACAUCUUCAAUAUUCCAUAAGAUAAACACAUUUUACGAUGGAAUCAUGGCAGAUCCAUGGUUAUUAGAUAGGUUCAAAGAAUUAUCAAAUGAACAUCUUGAUGAAUCAAGUUCAGAAUUCAUUUUUUUCAAUACAGCGAAAUAUUCAACUGCAGAAUUAUGUCUAAGAAGAUUCAUGGAAAUUCGUCCUAUCAUACCAUUAUUGGAGAAAAAUGUAGACCACGAAAAAUUCAGUGAUAUUGACUAUAUUAUUGUCGAGGUACUUCUUGACACUAUCGAAUCAAUUAAUAAAUUAAUUCUUUUCUUUGCUUCAAACAAUUCUUUAAAUUUCAUUUACGUCCUCUUUGCCCUGAUCUCAAUAGAAAAACACCUUUCCUCCACUUUAGGUAGUAUCCAAUUGAGAAGAUUAAUCACGCCAAUAGAAGGAGUACUAGAUAAUAUUAAAAAAAUUAAACAAGAGCUUGUAUCAGAUGAGUUUGUAUUAUUAUCAAUGUUUCUGUGUCCAGCUGUUUUAUUUGAGAGAGAUAUCUUGGAAUAUGCGUUCAAGACAGUCUCUUUAUCAGAAAUUGUUAAUAAAGUAUCACAAACCAUUUUCCGCUCAUUGAAUAAGUUUGUUAACAUUGAGACUGUAGAACAAAAUGUGGUAAGCACAAUUUCUACAAAUGGUGAAGAAGAUGCUUCACAUCUUGAGAAUUCUUCAGCACAAGAAAGUAGCGGACAACAAAGGAAUAGAGUACCAUAUUCUGAAUUGCCAUUAUUUGCCAAGGAUGUACACCAAGCAGUAUCUGAAGAAACUAAGGAUUUGUUACUCAAAGUUAUUCAAGAAGAUCUGUACGAUUACUUAAAUACAGUUAACUCAGUAGUACCAUUUUCAUACAAAUCAUAUUGUGAAAGAAGUGGGUUUGCUAGAGACAAUGGAAUUUUCAAAAGAACAGUCACAUUUGAAGAUGAAGACGGUGUUUCAAUAACUGAUGAAGAGGAAAUAAAUUUCAUUGAUCAAUUGAUGGAUAUUCACGUCCCCGUUUGUAAUGCCUUCUGGGAUCAAUACCUACAUAAUAACGCUGGUAUGGUAAUUAGAAUCUUAUUGAAAAUGAUAAGGACACAAUCGGCAUCUUCAAUCAGAUGCGAAUAUUCAUUUUUAAAAGAUUUUGUUCCAAAACUGGGUGAUGAAUUUCUCGAACCGGUUGUUAAAAUAAAAUUAUUUAAUGAACAGUUUGCAGCCGGUAAAAUUGAUUUUGAGAUAGACACUCUACCAACCGCUUGCCAAUAUGAAAAAAUUUAA